AUGUCGUUUCUAGAACUUAUUCUAAUUGAAUUCGUGUUUGGAAUGAUAAGGAAAAUUGAGUUUGCCAAAAUGUCGACGGCGAUGGACAUAUUUCUGAGCGCGACGGACUCGCUGUCGUUCCCCGACAUCCUCGACAUCGACAUCAAAUCGGAGAUCGACACGCUCGCGGGCGCUCCCAACGACUUCUCCGGCUUCAAUUUCAACGACAUGCCCCCGCUUGAGAUGGACGACGUCCACGACAUACGGUGGUUCAAUUCUAAUUCCAACCAUUCAAACUUGGACUUUGGCGAAGACGGACCGGCCAUGGUGAAUCCCAAUGCCGUCAUGCCCGUCAUGUCUUUGGCCCAAAGCAUAAGGUCUCCUUCGCCUACGUUGAAAGAGAGCCACCUGACGUUCUCGCCGGCCACGAUAAAAAUAGGCGCUUUCAAAGCGGAAAAGUCUGUAGUUAAAAAGGACCUGUCGAGUAAAUUGAGCGAAGCCAUCGAAAGGAAACCCAUCAUCAAAACCGUUACGAAAGUAACGCCCGUACUAGCCAAAUCCGUCGUCAAAACCAUCACGAAAACUCCCGCCAUUCUAACUUUUAGGAACGCAAUAAACAAGUCGAUCAACGUGACGCCGGUGAGCAAUAUCGCGGCAUUGCGAACGGUCGCUUCGUCUACCAUCAACCGGAAGCUCGUCAACAGGGCGAUAUACGACGACGAGCGGGCCUUUCCAAAGCCUGCAUACAGCUACAGUUGCCUGAUAGCCAUGGCGUUGAAGAACAGCCGAUCGGGCAGCCUGCCCGUAUCGGAAAUCUACAAUUUCAUGUGCAGGCACUUCCCCUACUUCAAGACGGCGCCCAACGGCUGGAAGAACUCCGUCAGGCACAAUUUGUCAUUGAACAAGUGCUUCGAGAAGAUCGAGAAACCCGCCAUGAACGGCGUCCAACGCAAGGGUUGCCUGUGGGCGAUGAAUCCCGCGAAAAUCAGCAAAAUGGACGAGGAGGUGCAAAAGUGGUCGAGGAAGGAUCCGCAAGCCAUUAAAAAGGCUAUGGUGUAUCCCGAACAUCUGGAGGCUCUGGAAAGAGGCGAAAUGAAGUUCUCUUGUUCGUACGACGAGGGCGAUAAUUUCGGGGAUUCCUGCGGCAGCGCCGAAGAACAGAGCGAAGAGGGAUCGGAUUUCGAGCAGGAAAUCGAAGAGGCUCCGGUGGUGGUCAAUUCGCAGUACGAAUACAUCCAGGUUAAAGAAGAGGAUACGUCCGAUUUGGACAUAGAGGCAUCUGAUGGGGCGUACGAAGAGCUCGAGGACGAUCAGGAGCUGUUGAGAGUCGAGAUGGCGUUGGCGCAGAAGGAGCUGUUGGCCUACGAAAGGACGGUGAAUAACAAAAGGAGGAGGACAUUUAUAUUGCAGCAUUAG
Molecule: messenger RNA, 1395 nt
Organism: Phyllotreta striolata
Lineage: Eukaryota; Metazoa; Arthropoda; Insecta; Coleoptera; Chrysomelidae
Source: the annotation of a GenBank genome assembly